GGAAAAUUUAAUGACUUUUUAUCGUGUCAAAAGCGGUUUUGUUGAGUCUGUUGAGUGAAAAUAAUUAAAUUUUCCACAUUUUCUUGGACUCAUUGUUGAGUUUUUUCUUUAAAAAGUAGACAAAAUAUUGCAAAGUUUUAUUCCCUGUUGAAGAGAAACGUAAAAAAUGAGAAUUUAGCGUAAAAUUUCCAUUUAUUUUGAAGUUUGAACUUUCUUUCAAGCAGAAAAAUCAAAGCAAGAAAAUAGGAAAAACAAAAAGAAAUGGAGGAAGAGAACAAGAAUUUCCUGUCGGAUGCGCAAAAAGCCAUCGUUUUAAAAUACCUCCAAAUAAAUCCGGAUUUAUUUGAGGAAGCCGUGGAAGCUGAUCCUAUUGAGGACACAACGGGUGAUACCCUUGUGGAGGAUAUGCUGGAGGAGUUGAAUUUGGAAGGUCAAACAGAGCUUCACAGUGACUACUGGUUUAAUGCCAUUGAGGUGUGGAAACAGAGUGUCCGGAAAGAUUACUUGCACGCCAAGAAAACUCGUACGAUUGUUGCCUCCUUUGAGGAUUUGCAGCUUCUUUUGCUCACGCAGGGUGACAUGGAGGAUGAGGUGACACCGGUAAAGCAGGAACGGAAGGUUACAUGCAGAAUUUGUACGAAUGAUAUCAACGAGAGGGACUCUUUUAAUCUUUUCACGUCAUUCGUGGAAAAUGUCUCUCUCGGAUAUAUCCUCAAUACCUGCACUCAAGUCACUCCGGUAGCCGAAGGAGAUGGCCUUCCGGAUACAAUUUGUUUCCAUUGUUCAACACUCUUGCGGAUGGUGCACAGUUUUAGGCAACUCUGUGAGAGAAGCGAUGAAAAGUUCCGCACAAAUAAGGGACUUAUUCAGCAGAAGAGGGAACCCCAGUCUGAUGAUGAAGCGAGUUUACCAUUCGAUACGGGUUUUCAAGACUACGAUGACUACCCCGUUGAGCGUGUAAAGACAGAGAUAAAUGAGGAAUCAAUGGAUUCCUCGGAAGAGAGUUCAAGCGACAGCUCAGUUGCAUCUGAUACAAUUGAGCAUUUUGAUAUGCCGAGUACAACGCAGGUGAAGAAGAAAAGGUCCCCACGGAAAAAGGCUCCGGAAGGCCAGAAAAAGAGAUCAAAGAAAGUAUUGGGGCCACAACAGUGUAAUGAUUGUGGGAAAAUCUUCCCCAGUAACUACAGGCUUCAGACACACCGGGAAAAUGUUCAUGCAACCGAAAAAUCCCACAGUUGCGACCUUUGUGGAAAAGCCUUCAACACAGCCAACAAACUUUCGGCUCAUUUGGUAUCUCACACCGAUGAACGGCCCUAUGUCUGCGAGACUUGUGGUAAAGGAUUUAGACUUUCUCAGGGACUAAGAACCCAUGAAUUGAGCCACUCACAGGAGAAAAAGUUCAAAUGUGAAUUCUGCCCCUUUGCUGGCAACACAAAAGCUUAUCUAAAGACGCACAUGAGGACACAUACCGGGGAACGACCAUUUGCUUGUGAACAAUGUGGCUUAGCCUUCAUUACGUACGGCCACAGAUCGAAGCAUGUUCGGAAUGUUCAUCAGAAGAUCCGGGAGCAUAAGUGUAAAAUAUGCGGAAAGGAAUUCUUCAAGAGGGAGAGUGCAAUGAAGCACAUUAUAACGCAUACAGGAGCAAAGCACUUCAGCUGUUCAGUGCCGGGAUGCAAUGUUGCUUAUGGAUGGUAUGCUGCUCUAAGGCGACACUACAUCAAAUUACAUCCUAAUGAAGAGAUGCCCAAGGAGAAUUCAUUCUUUAAACUUAUUGAAAACUCCUUUCAGGAUUAUGCGUCUUACUUUAAUUACAAUUCUGAGAGAGAAUCAACAUAAAAUUAGAAUUCGUUGCAAAGUUUAUUGAUAAACUUUAAAUUUUUCUUAUUUUUUUAUUUAAUUUUAAAAUAUUUUUUAUUUAAUUUUAAAAAUGAUUCUCUGAUACAUUAGGUAUUCUAUAACAUAUCUAGCCCAUCUAGAAUAUUUAAUACGAGGUAAAUUGUCGCUUCGCUCCAAUUUUCCUCGCCCCGCUUCGCGGGGGGUUUUGCGCUUCGCGCAAAUUUUAGAGAGAAAAAAUUGUGAUGAUUUAUAAGUAUGAUUGGGCACACUCAUCAAUCUCAAAAAAAAAAUUGCAAAGAGAAGAAAUCAUUUUCAUACAACAUUUCCGGCGCCAAAUUCAAAAAUUCGCAAAAAAAGCAUGAGAGUUAUAAGGGGGCUACCUGAAGGGGGGCUUUGGGGGGAAAAUGAAUACGGCCACUCGAAACCGCCUGUUAUAAGGAGCCUCUGUACCAAAUUUCAUCGCGAUCGGUCAAACGGUGUAGAUUUGUAUAGCCGAACACGACUGAUUACCAACAAACAGACCUUUCUUUAUUAUAUAGAU
Lutzomyia longipalpis is the source of this 2380-nucleotide messenger RNA. Its product is annotated as zinc finger protein 7-like. Gene Ontology annotation, cellular component: nucleus. Lineage: Eukaryota; Metazoa; Arthropoda; Insecta; Diptera; Psychodidae. Gene Ontology annotation, molecular function: RNA polymerase II transcription regulatory region sequence-specific DNA binding; DNA-binding transcription factor activity, RNA polymerase II-specific; zinc ion binding. Gene Ontology annotation, biological process: regulation of transcription by RNA polymerase II. The transcript is spliced from 4 exons. The record is from RefSeq and is a predicted model, not a curated record. Bases 262 to 1839 code for a protein of 525 amino acids.